Messenger RNA from Pseudovirgaria hyperparasitica, 656 nucleotides. RefSeq lists its product as uncharacterized. The transcript has a single exon. Lineage: Eukaryota; Fungi; Ascomycota; Dothideomycetes; Acrospermales; Acrospermaceae. The coding region runs from base 387 to 584 and encodes 65 amino acids. The record is from RefSeq and is a predicted model, not a curated record.
GACCGGUGUAUCAUCAUGGAACCCGCGUACAGCAUAUCCUCGGCAGACGUGCACACGCAACCAGGCGGUGCGCGAUCGACGUCCGACGUAGGUGUGUGUAUAGGUGAGAAGAUCGCGCUACCCCGCAAUAUAUUUGUUCUUAUAUUCCAACCGUCGCGAAACUACGUGAACUAAUCCAGAACAGGGAAGUAACAGUGGCGAGAUGUUGAACUUGAUACUUGAUACCUACCUAGGUAUCAGUGGACCUAGGGCUUCCUGGAGUGGUAUCUGCUUUUGGCCUAGCCUUCUUGUACGGCAUCUCGAGCUUCCAUGAUCCCAACUACUCUAGUCCAUGGCAAGUCCAUUGCGCCUAGCACCCAGCAGGCAAAUCAUGGUCGAGCGAUUAGAUGGUGUUGAGUGUGGACGAUGGCAUGUGGAGUGGAGAUAUGCCCCGUGGACAGCAACAGCGGUCGGUAACUAUGGACCUCAAGCAGGAUGCUGGACGUUCAAGUAGUCCGAUCCGCGGACGGGACUCUUCCGUGAGUGUUGAUAAGCAGCAGUCAGGAAUCAGAGCUGAGGAUGAUGCGCCAAGGCAAGACGCGUAAUGUAGGCAGUCCACUAUAUGAGGGCAAAGGGCUUGUAAAACAUUGAGGUUUCAAAGUGACAAGACUCGUUCG